ACCAUUCGAAACCUCGUUUUAGAGCCAAAAUGCGUUCGCUUUCCACAUUUUAGACCUGCAAAACAAAUCCCCAAAAAAUGGCGGGAAAAGAAGAAAAUUUACCGCCUUCUACUUCUUCCAGAUCGAAAAUGGAGGAUUCUAGAGUUUCUCCACUAUGUUGGCGAAAGCAGGUGGACGAUAACCUGAAACGGCUGCACUCGCUUCAGUUCGGCGUCGAUUUGGCUCUUGAAAGGCGCGACUUCGCAGCAGCUCAAGUUCUCGGCCUUCGCCUUCUCGGCUUUAUUGAAUCCCGUUCUCUCACCGACAUCGAUGAGGCCCUCACUAGACCGAUCCGCCGUGACGCCAUCUCCAAGCUCGACACCGUUCGCCAAUCCCUCUUUCCCGAGUCCGAUCGGCGGGCAUUUGAACAGGCAGGUAGAGCUCCUGGCCAUGUUUUCGACAGUAAAGGAGAUAUUGACAUUGAGAAGGUUAAACAAUCAAAACAUUUCCGUGCUCUUCUUCAGCAAUAUAAUAUAAGGCCAUUACAUGGAAUGGGAGACCAACUGGAUAGGAAGGACAAGUUGAGCUGCAAGACAUCAAAGGUCAUGACACAGGCAAAGCUGACAUCCUUGUAUGGAAACAAUAUCAUGAAAGCAAAUAUUGGUUCUCACAAGAGUUCUUUGAACUCCAAAAGCAACACCUCGGAUGAUUGCAUGAUAGUAGAAAGAGCUUAUUCAUAUAACAACCAUUCUAAAGGUCACGGGCUCUCUGCUUAUAUAAAAAAUGAAGAGGAAGAAAGAGGCUCUGGAAAUGCUUUGGGAUCAAAACGUUCACAUGAAGAAAUCAGGAGCCCCAGAAAUGAGAGUGCAAUGUCACCCCCAAGCAAUGAUGAAGCUAGCACAGACGUUUCUGGCAAUGGAUUUGUAACUGCAAGAGCAAAACUGGAAAUGGAUGCACGGCAAAAGAGAGGGUUGAUGGGAUCCCCUAGUGCAUCUGUCUCCCCACAAAGUGAAAAUGCAAACAGGAGUUAUGGGGGUAGAUCAUAUGGCUUUUCACGACGUGGCAUCCGUGGUAACUUUGUUCCUCCUAUAAAAUCAAAUGGAGGCAACACUGGAAAUAUGACUACACGAGCCACAGGAAAGGAUGAUGCAUUAGACGACUCAACAAGGAGAUGUCUGGAGAUAUUAUGCGGUCCUGACGGUGAGCUUCCUGAAAAAUUGAGAAAUUUGGAACCUCGUCUUAUUGAACAUGUUAGUAAUGAGAUUAUGGAUCGGGAUCCUAAUGUACGAUGGGAUGACAUUGCUGGCUUGGAGCAUGCCAAAAAAUGUGUGACUGAGAUGGUCAUAUGGCCAUUAUUACGUCCUGACAUAUUUAAAGGUUGUCGUUCUCCAGGCAAAGGUCUUCUUCUUUUUGGUCCACCGGGAACAGGAAAAACAAUGAUAGGAAAAGCUAUUGCUGGAGAGGCAAAAGCAACCUUUUUCUACAUAUCUGCAAGCUCAUUGACAAGCAAGUGGAUUGGUGAAGGUGAAAAAUUAGUCAGGGCACUGUUUGGCGUUGCCAGUUGCCGUCAGCCUGCUGUAAUUUUUGUUGAUGAAAUAGAUUCACUCCUGUCUCAGCGUAAGUCAGAAGGUGAACAUGAAUCAAGUAGAAGACUCAAAACUCAGUUCCUUAUUGAAAUGGAAGGCUUUGACAGUGGUAGUGAGCAAAUUCUACUGAUAGGAGCAACAAAUCGACCCCAAGAACUUGAUGAAGCUGCACGGAGGCGACUUACAAAAAGACUUUACAUCCCCUUACCUUCAUCAGAAGCAAGAGCCUGGAUUGUACGUAACCUUCUGGAGAAGGAUGGUCUAUUCAAGCUGUCAAAAGAGGAAAUUGAUACCAUAUGCAAUCUGACCGAAGGAUAUUCAGGUUCAGACAUGAAAAACUUAGUCAAGGACGCAUCUAUGGGUCCAUUGAGAGAAGCUCUUAAACAAGGAAUAGAAAUCACGAAGCUGAAAAAAGAGGAUAUGCGGCCAGUUACCCUUCAGGAUUUCGAAAAAGCUUUGCAAGAAGUGAGACCCUCUGUUUCAUUGAGUGAACUCGGUACAUAUGACGAAUGGAACAAACAAUUUGGAAGCUUAUCACUUUAGGUUAGUCUUAUUACUGCGUGAAAAAAAAAGGAAAAGGAAAAAAGAAAGUAAAAAAAGAUUACACCAUUGAAUGUUGAUCCCUAUGAGAAUUGUUCAUAACAUCUCAAAUAUUUGUAGUAUACAAAUUAAUACACAUAAAUUUGCUUCUAAAA
This is a messenger RNA of Jatropha curcas, 2260 nucleotides long. Its product is annotated as P-loop containing nucleoside triphosphate hydrolases superfamily protein. Gene Ontology annotation, molecular function: ATP binding; ATP hydrolysis activity. The record is from RefSeq and is a predicted model, not a curated record. Lineage: Eukaryota; Viridiplantae; Streptophyta; Magnoliopsida; Malpighiales; Euphorbiaceae.